This is a messenger RNA of Hydatigera taeniaeformis, 744 nucleotides long. NCBI's taxonomy places the organism in Eukaryota, Metazoa, Platyhelminthes, Cestoda, Cyclophyllidea, Taeniidae. The record is from the annotation of a GenBank genome assembly.
AUGUCCAAAGACGAGCAAUCAGCUUUAAAGGAACGCCUGAUGACCUUUCCUGUGGAACCUUUUAACGACGAGACGAACAUUUAUCCCUACUACGUCAUUUUUGCAAACGGUGGUGUUAAGGUCAAAGUUCCAAUCGCUGUCGACGCCAACACAUAUUGUUGCAUCCAAGAAAACUCAUCUCUUUUCCUCGAGAAGUUAAAGGAUCAGUUGUCCACAAUGUUUCCGAAGACGUUGUCAGAAGAUACUUCUAUGUCGCCGAGGCUUGAUUCGAAGAAGUCUUAUAUUCUUGUUUCCGAUACGUCAAAACAGGAUUUGGCACUUGUGAAUCCCAGUGAACAUUCAAUAACCAACUCGUCUUUCGAUGAAAUGAGGAAUUUUCAAAAUGAAUUUAGAAGGAUCCGAUGCUUCUAUGGCUUGACCUACAGUGACGUGGCACAGUCUCUUUCGGACUGUUACAAGGUCAACCAGUCCGCCUACAUGAUUUAUCGUCUUGAGAGAUGUUCUUUGACAGCUUGGAAGCAUUCGCAAGUUCUUGCUCUCAUUCGACGUUGGAUGGCUGACAUGAAGACGCCUAAACGGCGAGCUCGCCUUUUUCCACCUUGGAAGCUCAAACAAUCCCUUUUAAUGCGAUAUGAGAAAUUGGGCGCUAAAUCAAUUACCUUUACUAAGGAUCAACAGGCGGAAAUGGAGAAGUUCUAUACGAAAGCAGGUUCUAUUAAUUUUUUUGGUUUUUUUGCCACCUGA